AAGGGGAGUUGUCAAUGGAUGGGACAAGACCCUGUGUGGUAUACUGUCAGAAAUGGCCACUACUUGGCAUUGAGAGGCAGGCAUGACCUCAGCAGAAAGGUCAUCGGGGCCUCUACUUGGCUGUCACAAGGUGGCGCUGCUGAAAUGUACUUGAGAGGCCUCGCAGAGUCAGCUUUGUGUGUCUCAGGCUCCAGAAUUAACGCCAAGACCCCAAAACAUCCCACAAGCAGGUUGUGGAAAUUAGGAUGUUCCACGGAAAUCUGGGAUGGGAGAGAAUUCUUACUUGCUGUCACUAUAUCAUCCCCCUUGGCACUGGCACUUCCCUUGCUGACCUUCACUCCCUCACUCUUUAUGUGCCAGAAGGUUUGCCUGUUGCAUCUCGCAUGGUUUGGUCUGGUCAGUGUUUGGAGGAGAAGCAACCAGGAAAAACUCAGGGUGCUGCAGGGAGUUGUGUGGGAGUCCCAACGGGGGAUGUGCUUAUCUGCCUGUGCCAACCUCAAUUCCCUGACAUGGUGCUAGGGAGUUCUGGGUGGUACAGGGAAGUUGCUCUUUUUCAAAUGAGAUCUAGCCCAGAGGUCUUGACCACCUGGAAGCAUUACAGUUCCUAUGGUAGUUUUCACAAAGGCAGCUGGGUGUUUAAUCUUGGUCUCGUGACCAUAUUUCUACUUGGAUAGUCAUAUUCUUUCAUCCUACGUUUCAGUGGGGUAUCAAUCUUUACAGUGCCAUUCGGCUUUUAACCACGGGAGUAAAAAAUAAACCUAUUGCUGUUUUUAUAGUUGUUCUGGGUUUAAAAUAUCAGCUCUUUAAACAAAAUUGUAUUCUGGUUAAGACUUGGCAUUCAGAUUUCAGGCUCGGGGGCAAACGUUUUCCCUAGUGGUUCAUUUUAACCCUCCAAAAUGUAAGGGGAAAGUACCUGGUAGCAGAACUUUAAAGCAGUCUUGUAAAAUUGUUAUGAAAACUUACCACGCUAAGCAAAAAAACCCCACUCCCCUGUCCUUUGCCAUGACAUCUGAUCACUAAUGAAAAAAACCUUGUACUUUACUCUCCCCAAACAAGUGGAUGAGGAAAAUUUUGCAAGUCUGAUGCUAUUUUCUCGAGGUCAGGGGUUUUUCUUUGGUUGGCACAACAUUUGACAGUUUGUGUUUGUGCCUCAUUAAUAGUGCAGAGAAACCUUAGGGGAGACCAGGCUUUCCCAGGCUGCGAUGGCUGUACUAGACAUGGGGUCAGAAUGGGGGGAAAAAAUGGUGGUACUUACUCUAGCAACGCCAUCACGAGGAGCCAUGCUGGGUGGAUUGCACAAAUCUUCCUCUUGCAUGCUUGAUCAGCAUAAAAAUAGUCAACAGAGGGAGGAGAUGGGAAAGGGUCCAGUUCUGAUGAGCAGCAGGAGAAGAAACAGAAGGAAAAUACAGCCUAUGCCAAGAAAAUGGUGCUCCGGAUAGCAGGGCUAAUGGGAGCUGGUAGCGGGAUAGCAGUUAUCUAUAUUUUUGGUAGUAAUUCAGUGGACGAGCAAGGGGCUAAGAUCCCAGACGAAUUUGAUAAUGAUCCAGUGGUGGUUCAGCAGCUCCGAAGGACGUAUAAAUAUUUCAAAGAUUAUAGGCAGAUGAUUAUAGAGCCCACCAGCCCAAAGCUGCUUCCAGACCCCCUGAAAGAACCGUACUAUCAGCCUCCCUACACCCUGGUCAUUGAGCUUACAGAUGUGUUGCUCCAUCCCGAGUGGUCGCUAGUAACUGGCUGGCGCUUUAAGAAGAGACCGGGCAUUGACAGUCUGUUUCAGCAGCUGGCGCUGCACUAUGAAAUAGUCAUCUUUACAUCUGAGACAGGCAUGACGGCAUUUCCCCUCAUUGACAGUGUGGACCCUCACGGAUUCAUCUCCUAUCGGCUUUUCCGAGAUGCCACCCGUUACAUGGAUGGACACCAUGUUAAGGAUAUUUCCUGCCUGAACAGAGACCCCGCCAAGGUGGUGGUGGUGGACUGCAAGAAGGAAGCGUUCCGCCUGCAGCCUUUCAACGGCAUGGCGCUGAAGAAAUGGGACGGCAGCUCCGACGACAGGACCCUCUUUGACCUCGCCGCCUUCCUGAAGACUAUUGCCUUGAGUGGGGUCGAGGAUGUCAGAACGGUGCUGGAGAACUACUCGAUGGAAGAUGACCCGCUGGAAGCAUUUAAACGCAGGCAGUCUCAGCUGGAACAGGAGGAACAGCAGCGGCUCGCCGACCUGUCCAAGAACAAGAAGCAGCAGCUUUUCCUGGGCUCCCUGGCAAGCCGGCUAUGGCCUCGGUCCAAGCAACAGUGACUCUCUCCUGUGCAGCCCCACCCGUUUGUGGACUGUCAGAGCAGUGUGGUCUGGGGGCGGGCUUCCAGCAAUGGCAUCCUAUUUACAAGGCCUCCAGAACUGCCUUCAGACUUGGCCCUUUCCAGACCCCGUCUGCGGGGUGGAGAGCCGGCAGGCAGAGAUUCCCGCACCGGCUCUGCGGUGGCCUAGUGGCGUCUGUGUGUCUGCAGAGAAAUGGACUUCUCUCAGUACAAAUAAGGGUGCGGGGGGGAGGGUCAGUCCCUAAUUAGCUUCUAGAUCUCACCCCCCCCCGCCCAUAUUGUGUUUCCUUCAGACGAGAGAGAGGACCACGCUGCUCCUGUUGGCGUGAAUGGAAAUGGUGGUACGCACGCUUCAAAUAAAGGGUCAUCUUUUUACAGGCGG
Molecule: messenger RNA, 2692 nt
Organism: Dermochelys coriacea (leatherback sea turtle)
Lineage: Eukaryota; Metazoa; Chordata; Testudines; Dermochelyidae
Gene: TIMM50
Product: translocase of inner mitochondrial membrane 50
Exons: 11
Coding region: 1424-2290 (288 amino acids)
Molecular function (GO): phosphoprotein phosphatase activity
Source: RefSeq, a predicted model, not a curated record